UUAAUUUAAUGUAUUUACGACGAAACCAAAAGCCGCAAUCACAAAUCAGUACACAAGCCUUUGUAAAUGGAACUGAGUUAGUUCUGAGGUUAAUCAACAGUACACUAAACACAACACAACCAUAUAUCUUUAGCAGCAUCAACGGAAUUCGUUUGAAUUUCAAGGCGGGAACGCAAUUUCAUUUCUCUCAUUUCUCAAUCGCUCUUUUUUUUCCUUCCAGAUCCAGGUUUCCACUUCUUGAAAAACGCUAUGGUGUUGUUUAUCUUCCUCUUUGUUUCACUUUCUCUCUAGGGUUUGCUUUUCUCAAAUUCCCCAAUUCUUUCUUUUAAUGGACUCGGGGUUUUCAAUAACACCUCAAUGGCUAUCAUAACAACUAUCACCGGCAAACGCCCCUACCGGUGGCUCUCCGUUAAUCACAACCCUUCAUCUCCCAGUUCUUCAGAGUUCAAAAGGCAGAAAGUAUCAUCAACCAUGUCCCACAAUAAGCCAUCACCAUUACCCACCACCACAACCAAGGCCAAUGUUGUUUCCAGAAUUUCUCGUUACCCUGAAACUAAGCCACCUUUGCGUAGAGAAGUUCACGCUCCCUGUAGCAGACCGCGCAAAUUCGAUUUAUCAAACAAUUUCAAACUAGAAUCGUCGAACUCCGUGGUUAGUGGUAUCGGUAUCAGCAAUGUGUUAUUUGAAAAUUAUUCUGCAUUGGCUACCAUUCCUUUACAUGGAAAAGAAAAGGAUGAUCAUAAGGAGGUUGUUUCAGAAGAUUCAAAGGAUGAAGAUGUAGAAGAAGUGUGCGCUGUGCCGGUGGAGGUCGAGGCUGUGAAUGGUGGCAUACAGAAACAGUCAAGUUCGGUUUCUGAGUUGAGUAAUGAUAAAUUGAAUGUGGUUGAUGAUGCUGCAAAGAUUUUGGAUACUUUGUCUUUGGAUCCGGAGAAUGAUGUUUCCAGUGUUCGUGCUUACAAGAAGUUGCUGGAGGCUGUCGAUAAGCGAACAGAUACAAUUGGUAGGUUGAGAUUUGAAAUUCAGCUUAACGAGAAGCGCAGAACCGGAUUUGAUUUGUUGCGUCCAAAGAAAGAACUAGUAGAGGAAGUGCCGCCGGAACCUUUUGUUCCUCUUACAAAAGAGGAAAAAGUUGAGGUUACACGAGCCUUUUCUGCCAAUAGGAAGAAGAUCUUGGUUGUUCAUGAGAAUUCCAAUAUUGAAAUAUCGGGCGAAAAGUUUCAGUGCCUUAGGCCAAGUGGAUGGUUAAACGAUGAGGUGAUAAACUUGUACCUUGAGUUACUGAAAGAGAGGGAGAGAAGAGAGCCACAGAAGUUUCUGAACUGUCAUUUUUUCAACACCUUUUUCUAUAAGAAGUUAAUAAGUGGCAAAAAUGGUUAUGAUUACAAAUCUGUGAAGAGAUGGACUACUCAAAAGAAAUUGGGCUAUGGCCUACAUGAAUGUGAUAAAAUAUUUGUACCUAUUCACCAGAAGAUCCAUUGGUGCCUAGGUGUUAUCAAUAAGAAGGAAAAGAAGUUUCAGUAUCUUGAUUCACUGAAAGGAAUUGAUACCCAAGUACUGGAAGUGCUGGCAAGAUAUUUUGUAGAUGAAGUAAAGGACAAGACUGGAGAAGAUAUUGACAUAAGUUAUUGGGAAAAAGAAUUUGUUGAAGAGCUUCCUGAACAGAAGAAUGGGUCUGAUUGUGGGGUAUUUAUGGUCAAAUAUGCUGAUUUUUAUAGCAGAAACUUGAGGUUGUGUUUCAAUCAGGAACAUAUGCCUUAUUUCAGGCUUAGAACAGGUAAGGAAAUUUUGAGAUUGAGAGCUGAAUAAGCAAGAGAAGAACCAGAGAAAUUAGGGAAAGAAAACAUUGAUGUCAAAUUAGCAGAGAAUUUUUUGAUGGAGGAUCCUUCACUUAUGUCACUAACUUGACAAUAACCAUUCAAGAGUUCUGGCGUUUGUUAUAUUGACUGGACCGACCAUACAUAUCAUUCUGAUAAACAAGUACAACAAGUUGGUUGGUAGUGAAGAAUGCAAUAGAUUCAUAGAUUGUUCAUGUUCUACAAAAGUGAAUCCAUAGAUGAGGAAUUUCAUUGAGAUUGAGAUGUUAAAUUAUGUAUCAAUAAACAAAUGCACUUCCUUGCCAUUUUUGGUGGCUGCUUUUACUAUAGGCUACAAUAAUGGGGUUUGGACUUGUUUGCAAUCCAAGCUCAUGUGAAGCAAAUUGAGAGCAAUGAAUAGCAUUGACUAUUCCUUUGAUAAGUUGGUUGGUUGUUCCAUGCUCUGAAUCUAUGAUGCGACGUUUUGCAGCUUAUACUUUUAUCUAUGUUCAGAAUUACUA
Molecule: messenger RNA, 2314 nt
Organism: Lathyrus oleraceus (garden pea)
Lineage: Eukaryota; Viridiplantae; Streptophyta; Magnoliopsida; Fabales; Fabaceae
Product: ubiquitin-like-specific protease ESD4
Exons: 9
Coding region: 358-1806 (482 amino acids)
Biological process (GO): proteolysis; protein desumoylation
Cellular component (GO): nucleus
Molecular function (GO): deSUMOylase activity
Source: RefSeq, a predicted model, not a curated record